ACAUGUUGUGAUGUAUCUUCAAAAACUGAAUAUAAAAUGAUGAAACACUGUCCUGUGAAGAUUAAAUGAAGAGUUUAUUGUGAACUGUACCUAGAGUAUUGUUAAACUGGAUCUGAAAUCAUGCCUACAGAGCAGUAUAACAAAGAAGCAUCUGUCUUGAGGGAUUUUCGAACUGGAUUAAAAGAGUUCUUCAAUUCAGAACAGUUUACAGAUGUCACUCUUAAAGUAGAAAAUGAAUCAUUCAAGUGCCAUAGGGUAAUCCUGAGUAGCAUGUCACCAUAUUUCAGUCGCAUGUUUUCGGCCGGGAUGAGAGAAAGUACUGAGGAAACUAUUCCGAUUAAUGGCUUCUCUCCAAGUAUUGUCAAAGACUGUCUACUCUUCAUGUACACCUUAGGAGAGGAAAAUUCCCAGUUUGUAAAUACAUGGGAAGAUCUGCUGCAUGCUGCAACCUAUUUUCAGAUUGAAAGUUUGCAAAUGAUCUGUGAAACAGAAAUCAGCACAUCCCAACUUGCUGUCAACUCGGUGUGCAACUAUUAUGAAAUCUCUCAACAGGAUCCAUCUUAUGUCAUGUUAAAGGAGAGCUGUGAAAAAUUUAUCAUGUCAAACUUUGUGGAUUUAGCUUCGAGUGAAGAAUUUAGUGCCCACAGUGUCGAGACUUUCCUGUCUAUUCUUGAAAACAAGGAACUCCAAGUUGAGGAAUAUUGGGUCGGGGUGGCCGUUCUUAACUACCUCACGGCUAGAGCUGGAAAUCUGGAAGAGGAUGAGGUAAAGGAAGUCUUGUCGGUUGUCCACUUUCCAAUGAUCAACAAAGAACAUGUCGUCCAUCUACAGGAUCAGUUUCUAGACCUUAUCAAGCACAAAUACCCGGAGAUGAAAAACGUACAGAAGAGCUUGGAAGAGAUAUUCCAACAGACAGAAAAUUACCACAAUGAUCCUUCCCUCCAGAUAGAACUUAUAUCUGACUUUAGGUCUACAAACAAGGAACUGAAUUUUAUCUCAAUAGGUGCCAGCCGGUCAUUUUUGUCCGAUUCUGAAAAACUGCAAAUAUUUGAUGUGUAUGGAUUUCCUUUAUCCGAGCUUCCAUUUUGCAAAAUUUUCUGCAAUUAUGGAGAGUCGUCCAUAGUUAUGGCAGAUUAUUUUGGGAAUCUGUUUGUAUUUGACUUUCUAGAGUUAAAUCUGCAGAAAAUUGUAGACUGUGAACUGUUGCCUAGAAAACACAUGGGGAUGAUUGCAGUGAAAGACAGUGUCUAUGUUUUCGGAGGCAUCGAUAACGUCACCUGCAAAGCCAGCAACAGAAUUGAUCAAUACUGCUUUGCCGAUAAAUCUUGGAGAAAAUGUGGAGAACUUUUAGAGGGAGUCCAAGAUGCCACAGCUAUCAAUUCCAAUAAUAAAGUUUACAUUUUUGGGGGUUUUAACGACAGUAUGGACAUUCUGUGCCAGAAAUUCCAGUGCUUUGAUCCUUCCACAGGGGAGACAACUCUGAUUCCUUAUAAAUGUAACGACUUAUUUACCAGAGAACACGUGAGAGUUGUGGGCCAGGGUGAGGACAUUUAUGUGAUAAGUUUGGUGGAUGGCAGUAUCCAUCACUUCAACCCACAAACUCUGGAACUAGAUGAAUUCUAUGAAUCGAAUUAUGCCAAAGAAUGCAAAGAUGUUGUCAAAUAUGGAUCCUUGUUGUUAUUUGUGGGAAGUCCACUCGAGCCGGAUGGAGUGCGGGCAUUAGAUGUGAAAAACAAAAUAGAAAUUCCAAGUCCUCACCAGAUAUUUACUCCAUCAGAGUUAUACAGGUGUAUGAAGAUAAUUCAGUGGAAGCCUAUCAGACUUACAAAUGACAAUGAGGAGGAGAGCCUUGCCUCUGGAAGUUACUGUGAACCAUAUGACAGUGUUAAUGAUGACAGUCUUAGUUCCUACUAGACUGAGCUGUAAGAUUCCUAAUUUUGUGAAUAUAAUAUGCAAAGAUUCUCCUUUGUUCAAUCACAAAAUUAAGGAUUCUUUUAUUUUGUGCGACUCUUCAUCAGAAAUAUUAAUAAAGAGGUGAGAAUUUGUGCAUAGAA
Molecule: messenger RNA, 2054 nt
Organism: Saccostrea cuccullata (small rock oyster)
Lineage: Eukaryota; Metazoa; Mollusca; Bivalvia; Ostreida; Ostreidae
Product: actin-binding protein IPP-like
Exons: 2
Coding region: 121-1914 (597 amino acids)
Molecular function (GO): protein binding
Source: RefSeq, a predicted model, not a curated record